Molecule: messenger RNA, 1578 nt
Organism: Alternaria arborescens
Lineage: Eukaryota; Fungi; Ascomycota; Dothideomycetes; Pleosporales; Pleosporaceae
Exons: 2
Coding region: 1-1578 (525 amino acids)
Source: RefSeq, a predicted model, not a curated record
AUGCCUUUCCGCGACCAGGAAUGGGAGGAACUGCAGCGCGACUGCGACAUCUUCCCCGCCUAUUCAGAUUUCCUUUAUGGACCGGACCCACGCAUUAUAACAACACAAGAGCCUGGUCUACACCCUAUGAUAUAUCCCAUAGAUGCCUCUGCACCUAUUCGGUACACUAACAGUAUGCCAUCGCGAGCUUGGUCGCACAAGACCACGGAAGACCUCGAGAAGUCGAAGAAUGCUACCGCGCAAACGCUCUUGGCUGGACAGAACGAGCCUGGCAGCGACAUGAUCGGAGCAAACAAUGGUAGAAAUACACCCGGCUCCUAUGUACACUCCCAAACUGGUAGUCUCCUAAACCCGCUGCUACCACCACAGAGCGUUUGCACUAUCUCUGAGGAGGACAUGGCGCGACGAAAGACGUUGAAUGCAUCACGGCGCCGUCGCCGGUCUCAAACAGUGGUCCCUUUUAGUCCUUCGCAGCAGCAACAGCCUGUAGGAAUGACUGGGCACCAGAUGUACACUAGGAAUACUCCAGUCAUACACAGUGCGGACGUUGAGCCACAACAGCCAUCUUUCCUGCGCUCAUCUUCUACUACCGAUAUCGACGAGACUCUAGCGCAGAUGGGCUCGCGUCAAAAGUCUGAUGCUUUUUCGCCUUUCGCGUUACAGACAUCGAUGCUGCCCCCACCCGCAAAUCUAUCUCAACGCCAGCAGAUAUCUCUCCUCCAACCGAAUGAUAUAUUGCGCAACUCUCGCUACGACUGCAUCAAUCCCGCUAAGCGCUUGGAGAUUGCAAAGGUCCUUGUUGACCGUUGGGUCGUCGUGCGAAACUCUGCUGCAGAUGACGCUCUAGGGGUAAAGGCCAUGUCGGACAUUCGAAACAUCACCAGAAUGGUCAACAAUUCAGUCAUCAAUAUACAAGCUGCGAUGGAUCUGCAACAACAGAGGAUACAGCAGCUCCAUAUGCAGGCGGUUCCAGAGAGAGCGCAGACGGACCAUAUACAGCAUAUUCAACAACUCCAACCUACUACUCAAACUCCGCAGGGAUAUGCCCAACCUCAGCCCCAACAGGGCAUCUGGUCCGCUCAACUCACCCAGUCAUCUCCAACCCAACCAUUCCAGCAGCCAGCUUCGCAAGAAUCAUACUGCAGUAUUCCUCAAGCUUCUCAACAAAUGCAGGUGCCUCAACAAUCAACACUCCAAGGCUAUCAAACACAUCAACAGCCACAGCAGCAAAACCAGGACCAGUACGAGCAAUCUACAAGCCAAAACACCACUCUAAGCCCUGCACAAGUCCGCGCAAACAUCAGUCGCCACACUCCAGAAAUGUGGCAGAAUUUUCUGAUUACCCAAAACACCUCAUUGCCUCUGCAGGACAGGAUGAACGCGCGUCAGUGGAUGGUAAGUUUCAAGAACAAUCUACCAGUUGAAGCUCAUACGUACGUGGUGCAAGUUUUGCAAAGGGCGAUGCGGGAGCACAGUCAGGGAAGGGAUGCUUUAGCAUUCCUUGAGACGGUGAAUAUGGAAAGCAAUUUGUCUGACGGUGGUGAGUCGAAGCAGACCGGUACGCAGGAUGGCCUGUAG